AUGAGUUUUUUGGACGACAGCGAUGACGAGAGCACGACCAUGUCUUCGUCUGCAUACGGAAAUCCACUCGCUUCGGCAACUGGAAGUCGUUUAGGUUCUCUGUUCGGAGGAUCCGGAGACGAUCAAAGCGAAUCUGAUUUCAAAUUCAAACCAAAUUCUCAACAACAACCAUCUGCUUCACUUCAAAGAAAACUCUCCAACUCAUCCAUCAGCUCAACAAACUCCUCGUCCAAUGGUUCGACCACAACUUCCUCUCAAAACGUGGUUCAAAUGGCCGUACCAAAUAAGACUCGAGGUGAGAAUGGAUCUGUAAUUCAUGCCAUGGUGGUUCAAUUAUUCUCAUUCUCCAAUGAAGUACGACAAUAUCAACCUUUGGGAAGCGUUGGUGCAGCAAUUCUCAACAAUUUUCCAAUUCCAAGUUUGAUCUUUUAUAGAAAUCCUCAAGAUAUCAUUCUUCAAUUACCCAUUACUUCGCAACAUACACUUUUCACAUUGCAACAAGGUCAAUCUACGUUUGCAUCGUUGCAUGAUUUGCACAGUAAUAGAAUAUUUUCAAUUGGAUUCCAAAAUGCAAAUGAUGCCAUUCUAUUCGCCAAAAUAAUUUGUAUUGCCAAAUUCAUGGGACAACCUAAUAUGGAAGUAUCCACAGUCAACCUCAACGAACUGGCAAACACUCUUGGAAGUACUGAUUCAUCAUCUCCUAUUUGUAAGGAGGGAUAUAGAGUUUAUGUGAAAUAUUCUGGAUGGCUUGUUGACAAUGACGCAAAGAAAGGUCUUGUCAUUGGUAAACUGUUUGACACCAAUGAAAAUUCAGCUAAUUUAUUUUCAUUCAAAUUUGGAGAAUCAGAAGUGAUUCGUGGUUGGGAACAAGCAUUGAAGGGUGUUCGUGUUGGAGGUCGAAGAUUCUGUGUCAUUCCAGCCCAUUUGGCAUAUGGAGAACGUGGAGUUUCCAAUGUUAUUCCACCUAACAGUAUUUUAUGUUUCCAAAUUGAGGUUGUGAAAAUGAAAAAGAUGAAGAGUUCAUCAUCUGCAGUCAUGCCACCACAAAAUACUGUCAUGCCUUCUCCUGUGAAUAUGCAACCACCCACAACUGUGACACCAACUGUUGUUGCAAAUCCAAUGGUAGUUCAACAACCUCCGCCAACGGCCAUUCAAUCAGAAGGUGAUUUGAAAUCAAGAAUGGCAAAACUUGGAGCUCAUUCCUAUGGAGUUGUUUUACCUCAACAACAACAACAACAACCACAACAAAUUGAGCAACAACCUGUGACAGUAACUACUCAAGAAGUAGUACAAGUUACUCAACAGGCACCUGUUAUAACUCAAGAAACUGUUGUGAAUAAUAGCGGCAUUAGUACAACCACUAACACAGUGACAACUAGCAACGUGAAUGCCAUUGAUAAUAGUAGCAAUACUUUAACACCUCCUCCAUCGAGCAAUGUUUCUACAGUGGCUUCACCUGUAACAACAGCCGCCACAAGCAAUGCCGAAAUUGAAGCUCUCAAACAACAGCUUUUAAAUCUUCAGUCUCUCAUUACUUCACAAAAUAACAACAAUACACCUUCUCAGCAACCAAGUAUUGAAAAGAAUUCUCAAGUUUCCACACCAACGAUUAAUACUGAGGUGAAGAAGCCUGCCAAUGUACCUACCACUGUCACUACUACUUCUGGCAAUACCAAUCAAUGGAUUGAUGACGUUUCAGUUCUCUUGACAAGACUUGAUAAGAUUGAAAAAACCAUUGAUAACAUGUCUUUCACUCAGCUCAUUAGAAAUGCAGUCAAGUUUGGCAGUGAUUUAGACGGAGAAACUGUCGACGAUGAAGAAAAAGAAGAGCAAGAUGCUGAAAAGGAAAUUUCUACUCAUGGCUAUCAAUUGAGAAAAUUCAAGAAAUCACACAUUUUCAUGUCAGGUCCUCUCCUUGUUGAAAACAUUCAACAUUUAUUGGCCACUAACAUGAAACUUGAAGCAGAUCUUCAAAAAGAGAGAGAACAAGUGGAUUCAUUGAUUGAGAAAAUUUCACAACUCCGCAAAAAGCAAGAAAAGUAUGCUCAACAACAAUUGGAGCUCACUCAUUUGAGUCUCGAGAGCAAUAACUUGUCAGAGAAGGGCAUGUAUGAAGAGGAGUUGCAAAAACUCAAUGAAACCAUUGCAAAUCUUCGUAAACAACUUGCAGAACAAAAGAGAAAAACCUCACGAGCUCAAGAACAGGUUCAAUCCGAAAAGGAGACUAUUGAAAAUUUGCAAAGUGAAAUUGAAGUUUUGAAAAAGGAAAUUGAAGAAGUCAAUGCAGAAAAUAAGAAGAAGAAGAUCAAAUUAGAGAAUGAUCAUAAGGAAAAGAUUGCCUCUCUUGAAGAAGAAUUCAACGAGAAGAUUCAACGACUUGAAAACGAGCACAAUUUGGCCAUUCAAAAACUUAAACGAGAGCAAAAACAUGAAAUUGAAAGAAUUCGAACAGAACACAAUGAAAAUAUGGAAAAGAGAAAAGUUGAGAACUUGGAAGAACAAACCUCGGAGGAAAUUUCCAAUCUCACACAAAGCAUGAACAAACUUAAGGAAGCAGCCACCGCUCAGGCCUCCAAGAUUACUGAACUCAAUGAAGAGCUCGAAUCGAAGAAUCAAGAAAUUUCCGACUUGGAAGAACAAAAUACUGCCAAUCUUAAGAAACUUCGUGAGAAAUUCUUGGAAGCAUUGGACAAUAAGGCAGACAAUGUGAGAACUCUUUUCACUAGCAUAUUUAGAACUCUUGUGAACAAGAUUUAUCAUACCUUCAUUCAAGGAAUUUCUGGAAAGAAACUUUCACAAGCUGCAACAUCUGCAUUCUUAGGUAAAAUUGUGAAAAAGUUCAGCUUGAAGGCCAUUCAAUUAAUUUCUGAGGAAUUUAGUGGCGUUGAAUUAUUGAAUUUCGAUCCAAACAUUUAUAUUGACUAUGAUCCAGAAGAAGAAAAUGAAGACGAAAUGGAUGAAGCCAUUCUUCGACGAAGAUCUCUUCUCACUUUGGAUUUGGAAGAAGAAGAAGCCGAAGAUUUACAAUUAGAGGAAGAAGAACCUGCAGAAGAAGAGAAACCCAACAUGGAAGUCAUGGCGCAAGCCAUUCGUGAGAAAGUAUCGGAAGAGUUUACAAAAAAAAUUACAGAAUUGCAACAAGCACUUGAACUUGAACGACAGAAGGCACAUGAUCGUAAUGGUGAUGAUGAUGAGGGCGAGGAUGAGAAGAAGGAGGUUUUAGAGAGUAUUCGGAAACAAGUAGAGGAGGAGUGGAAAGAACGGUUUAAUGUAUUGAGCCAAGAAUUAGAAUUGUUGAAGAAUAAGGCUAUUGAUAUCAGUGGUAGUAGUAGUAGUAGUAGUAGUAGUAGUAGUAGUGAAGAGGCUCAUCCUAUUGAGAAGGAAGAUGAUGCAGAUGAACAUUUACAAAACUCAUCAUUGGAAACAAUUGUUGAACCAACCGCGGUCGCAGCACAAGAAGAAGAAACACCUCAACCACGAACAAUUCAAUCUUCAUUGGAAGAAGACGAAGAUUCUGCUCUGAGUGCGAGCACACCUGUGGUUGAUGUUGCUGAUGAAGAGACUCCAACAACUGAUGUUGAAAGAAGUGAAGAACAACAUGUGACCCUACAAGACGGAGACAAUGAAGUUGCAACCGUUGAAAGAAGUGAAGAACCACUCACAAACGGAACCACCACCGAGGACACAGCACGUGAGGAAGAAACUGCCAAUGUUGAUGAUUUUUCUAUUACAACGACUCGUUCUCAGCAAGAAGAGGAAAAUGGAACUUCUACUACUCUUGUGUCCACACAAGAUGUAGAAGUCAUUGCUCCUACAAAGGAAGCUGAAGGUGAUGACGACUUGGAAUAUGUUCAAUCGAAUGGUCAUCAUCAAGAGGAGGAUGAGGAAACACAACAUGACCAACAAGAGUUACCAGGUGUGCAAGAUGCUGAAACACCUCUUAAGCACGAAGAAGCUCAAGAUUCUGAGCAAGACGGAACCGCUUCACAAGUCGAAGAAAAACAACAAGAUCUUGCUGAGACAACCACAGAACAAGACACACCUCCAACCAUUCAAUCCAAUGUACCAUCCUCUCCUUCAUCGUCGCUUGUUCAACCAUCACCAGAACAAUCUUCAAAGAAAUCACCUCUCAUGUCUGUAUUUGAUGAAGAAAGUGACGCAAGCCAAAUUGAUCCUUGGUUGCAAACAACAGCAGUAGCUGUCCAGAAAACAAACACACCUACCAAGUUCUUGUUUGAAGAUGACGAAGAAGAUGAGGAAGCCAAAAAGAAACGAGAGGCAGAGCUUCAGAAAAAGAAAAAGGCCACCACAUCGAAAUUAUUUGAUGAUCUCGAUGACGAUUUCCUUUAA
Molecule: messenger RNA, 4350 nt
Organism: Naegleria lovaniensis
Lineage: Eukaryota; Heterolobosea; Eutetramitea; Acrasida; Naegleriidae
Exons: 5
Coding region: 1-4350 (1449 amino acids)
Molecular function (GO): peptidyl-prolyl cis-trans isomerase activity
Source: RefSeq, a predicted model, not a curated record